This is a messenger RNA of Mesitornis unicolor (brown roatelo), 699 nucleotides long. Its product is annotated as lysine-specific demethylase 7A-like. Gene Ontology annotation, biological process: protein demethylation; regulation of transcription by RNA polymerase II. The record is from RefSeq and is a predicted model, not a curated record. The transcript is spliced from 5 exons. Lineage: Eukaryota; Metazoa; Chordata; Aves; Mesitornithiformes; Mesitornithidae. The annotation marks the transcript as partial. Gene Ontology annotation, molecular function: transcription coregulator activity; histone demethylase activity.
UCCAGCUGCGUUGGAGUAGAGGAGCACCAUGCUGUUGACAUUGAUCUAUACCAUUGUCCCAACUGUGCAGUUCUCCAUGGACCUUCUCUAAUGAAGAAGAGGAGGAACUGGCACAGACAUGACUACACAGAGUUGGAUGAUGGUUCCAAACCGGUGCAGGCUGGAACACGGACCUUCGUUAAACAGCUGCGGGCUCGCUCUUUCCCAAGUGCUGAUGAAGUAAUAUUGAAAAUGCAUGGAAGCCAGUUGACACAAAGGUACUUGGAGAAACAUGGGUUUGAUGUUCCCAUUAUGGUUCCUAAAUUAGAUGGUCUGGGGCUCAGACUUCCUCCGCCAACUUUCUCCGUUUUAGAUGUGGAACGCUAUGUAGGUGGUGACAAAGUGAUAGAUGUGAUAGAUGUAGCAAGACAAGCAGACAGUAAAAUGAAACUCCAUAAUUAUAUUAAAUAUUUCACAAAUCCGGAUCGACCAAAAGUAUUGAAUGUGAUCAGCCUGGAAUUCUCGGACACAAAGAUGUCUGAAUUAGUGGAAGUACCGGAUAUUGCCAGAAAGCUUUCAUGGGUGGAAAACUAUUGGCCAGAUGAUUCUGUCUUCCCUAAGCCUUUUGUUCAGAAGUAUUGCUUGAUGGGUGUUCAGGACAGCUAUACUGAUUUUCAUAUCGAUUUUGGAGGAACAUCAGUUUGGUACCAUGUCCUCUGG